Molecule: messenger RNA, 577 nt
Organism: Darwinula stevensoni
Lineage: Eukaryota; Metazoa; Arthropoda; Ostracoda; Podocopida; Darwinulidae
Source: the annotation of a GenBank genome assembly
GGAGCCGGAAGCGGGAGAAGUGCCAUCCCCCGUAUGGAUGCUUCUCCACGGGAUAUCCUUGGACAUCCCUGCGGAGGCCAGUCGCUCUGCAUCCCGAGCCUCCUUCGGUCAUCCGACCGGUCUUCUGCCUUUACACCCGCCGGAAUCCAAGAGAUUGCUACGUAAGGUCCUUUGUCCUUUGUUUUCCUCUCGAAGAGGGAUCAAAUCGAUCGUGUUGCCGAAAAGGCGUUUGAAGACGAACGAAACGAGGAGGUUGAAACGAUCCCCGUUCGAUCCCAGGUCUCCAGUCGCGCUGCUCGCUCACGGGUUCCUGGAGCAUGGACGGAAGCCGUGGCUGCUGGUCCUUCAUCUUUGUGUCAUCCUACGUAGAAUGCUUCAUUUGAGGGUUGUAACAGGAGAUGAUGAAAUGCAGAGAAUGACGGAGGAGUUGCUGAAGUCGAGAGACCAGAACGUGGUGGUGUUGAGCUGGCUCGGGGGAUCCGGACCGCCUUAUACUCAAGCCGUGGCCAACAUCCGGCUCGUCGGAGUCAUGGCUGCUCAUUUCCUCGCCUUCCUCGCAGUAAGAAACUUCCUGCUG